This is a messenger RNA of Lachancea fermentati, 2493 nucleotides long. The record is from the annotation of a GenBank genome assembly. Lineage: Eukaryota; Fungi; Ascomycota; Saccharomycetes; Saccharomycetales; Saccharomycetaceae.
AUGGAAGUAUUCUCAAGCAAAAGACCAAGACCAACGCUAGUCUGUGUACCAUGUCGUUUAGGAAAAAGAAAAUGUGAUAAGCUGCGACCCUCCUGCACAAGGUGCACUAAAAGCUCAUUGAAAUGCUCUUAUGAAGGUGAGAAUGGGUUACCUGCGAGUAUCGAAGUGGUUACUGAUACUGUGGUACAGUCACGCCCAUCUCCUCGCGGUUCUGGCAAAGAUGACUCUAGUACUAUCAGCACUACUACGACAGUUACACCUGCUUCAUUGCUACUCGAUCAUGUUCUCCUUACCCCAUUGUCUUUAUGGAAUCCUGACGAAAUGUUGCUGGUAGCAGGCCCCAUGAUCAUUUUGACUCAGCCUUUCGGUGCAUUUAGUCUUGCACAGCGUGAUAUUUUCAUGCAGACUCUCUGCAGCUCACUGUUUGGCAUGACUCUUCUUGAUCUUGGCCAUCACCUUAAUGCUUCCAACUUCAGUAGCCCUUCUCAGCAAAUACUGACUCCAUUUCCAUUCCUGGAGAAAGUGAUCAUGAGAUUAGUUGAAUUGGGUAACCCAAAUCGAAUAGAAGUUCCGUUAACCGGCCUAUUAUAUAAUCCAUGCUCAUCCGAAGACGAGAGACUGGCUAGCCAUUUUCAAAAUAUCAUUCCAGAAAUCGAAAAUUUACUGGGGCUGAAGAAAGACUGCGACCUGCUUUUGAGAAAUUUCUACCAAACUAUAUUUCCUCUUUAUCCUUUUAUGGAUGUAUGUAUUUUCGAAGAUGAACUCGAAACAUUAUUAAUUGAAGAUGAAACGAAUAUGUACAAGCUCAAUGUCAGUGGAAGAGACGUACGAAAAAAGAUAGAAACCGUUUCCUUACUAUUGAUUAUAUUGGCAAUGUCUUUGAGGCAAUCCAUUCUCGAUUCAAAUCUGUUGACUGCCAUUAGAAGGACCGCAUCCAAAAGAGCCCAGCAAAUAUCUUUAACGUCCCACAGGCUAUUGUGUCUCUUGGAUGUCUUCCGAUCUCCCAAUGAAACUACAUUCACAUGCCUUUUGUAUUUCACUUUUUCCGAAUAUUUGAAUCAAGAUGACACAGAUACCGUGCUGACACCUACAAGGCUAUUGGCUAUCAAGCAGAUUACUGAUUUGGCUAUCACUUUAGGGCUUCAUCACGAUCCUUCAAAGUUUAAUCGUCUAAAAAAUCCUCAAAUAAUAAGGCGCAGGCGUAUGCUUUGGCUGGGGGUUCAGUCCUUGAGAUAUCAACUUUCAAUCCCAGAAGGUGAGUGGGAUUACACUAACAACUGGAAUAUGAAAAAUUUCUCGGCAGCUAUGGAUGCCAGUAACGGUUGGAAUGAUACUUCUACAGACUAUAUGGGCAAUUUUCGCAAUGGCAUUCAAGGAAUCUUUCAAGACAAAGUCGAAUUCCAUAUGCUACUCGCCAAAAUGGUUUCGAACUGCAUUCCCUUAGAAGAGCAUGCGUGUCUUUCGAGAAUAUUGGACAGCAUUGGGAGGGUAGAAGAAUUUAUGUCGCAGGUGUUCCCUGUAGACGCACUCAGACUACCGCAAAAGCAUCAUACUUUGAAUUUCAUACGCAAUUCGCUACUUGAUAUAGAUGCGAUAAAAAACACUGAAAUAUUUCUGGCAAAUAUUAUUGGAGGGACAUGUGUUCUCAAUGUGUGGGAUACGCUGUCAGUAUGCUUCGAGAAAAAAUGUAAAAUGAAUUGGGAGGAGAAUGAAGCUGCGUAUCAUUACUUUACUUUGAAGGCUUUUGAGGAAUACUUGAAGUUGGCAGGUAUUAUCUGUGAUUACCUUGAUGAUAGAAUUGGGGGGAAAAUCCUCAAAGAAUAUAGCUAUGCUAUAGAUAAACAAGUUUGUUUCGCCCUUGUGAGAGUUUGUUUAUUUCAUAUUAGGAUUCUUUUGAGACUAUGUUUCAAAGCUGACUCAAGAAAGACCUCCACAACACCUGGGCAACAGGAAGACGCUCUCGUGCAAAUGCUAACAAGCUAUAUGCGAAAUCAGUUGGUUCACAUCACGAAUUUGGCCUGCAAAAGACUUGAGGAAUGCUACCUUUGCACUUUCCAAGCUGUUCCAAUACUCAGAUAUAUUGUGCAUGCCAUUGACUCUGGAAGCUUAGUAUCUGUAACGAAAAUUUUUUGGGAAAAGACUACAAUCGACGGGGAAAUUCCUAAACAUGUUGAACAAAAGGUAAGUCUUAAAUGGGGGUUAAACCGAGGCAAUUGGGUUUCAAUUGAACGACAGCUAACAAGCGCGCGUACCUUACAGAGUUUCAAUGAGGUCUUGUUGAAGCGAUUAGAAAACGCAAUAUACUCGAAUUCUUUUGGAAAGAGUUCUAUUACUGUCGUAACUCAAGAUAUGUCAUCUGAGUAUAUCAAUUCCACUGGAAAUGACGCUCUAAAUCAAUUUAUGCAAAAUAAUGCCGAUAUUCUUUGGGAUAUCUUAUUUGACAACGACGUAGGCGAAGACCGUCCAUCUCAAAGUUUUGGGCAAGGUCCUUGA